This is a messenger RNA of Darwinula stevensoni, 939 nucleotides long. The record is from the annotation of a GenBank genome assembly. Lineage: Eukaryota; Metazoa; Arthropoda; Ostracoda; Podocopida; Darwinulidae.
AUGGCGUACACGAAGGAGAAGCUCGGGGAAACCCCCUCGGAACUGCACGCCCUCCGCGUCCGCGGUUACCGGCUCGGGGCAGAACUGGGCGCAGGGGCGUUCGGGAGGGUCAGGAAGGCCUUCUACAUCGAGGAAGGGAAGGAGGCCUUCCACACCCAAAACGGGAAGGAGGUGGUGCUGGCGGUCAAGAUCAUCGAUAGGGUCAGGGCGUCGAGGGAAUUUGCGGCCAAGUUCCUCCCGAGGGAACUCCAGUGCGUGGAGAGGCUCCGGCACCCGUUCGUCGUGCGGACGCACAGCAUCGUCGAGAGGGGGAGCAAGGUCUUCGUCUUCAUGCAGUACUGCGACGGGGGGGACAUGUACCGAUUCCUCGAGAGACUAACCGGUCCGCUGCCGGACCGUCACGCCAAGUUCUGGUUCGGCCAACUCAUCUCCGGCGUGAAGUACCUGCACGAAGAGCUGAAAGUGUGCCACAGGGACCUCAAGUGCGAAAACCUCCUGCUGACCCGCGGAUUGAACGUGAAGAUCGCGGAUUACGGAUUCUCCAGGGACAUCGCGGAGGACGCGAGCCGGACCUUUUGCGGAUCCCCGGCGUAUUGCGCGCCGGAGAUCCUCAUGCACAACGCGUACCGCACGCCCAUCGCCGACGUCUGGUCCACCGGGGUCAUCCUCUUCGUCAUGGUCCAGAACUCCCUGCCCUUCUCAGGGCCAGGGGUGAAGGGUCUGACUUUGCACCAGUUGACGAGGCGGAUGGAGUGGAUCUCGCCCGUCUCCCCCGUCUGCAAGGACUUGAUCCACAGGAUCCUCCAACCCCAGCCCGAAAAACGGAUCUCGCUCCACGAGGUUAGAGACGUUUAUAUCUUUGGGAGGUCCGACGAGGCUUUUGGCCUUCCGCGUCGAAGUCGAGAGGCAGAAGAAACGAACGGGAAAAUGGCUGGCUGA